AUGAACAAUCGCUCCAUCGCCUGGUGGUUGAGACGGAUCGGCCUUCCACAGUACACCAAGACGCUGGAAUGUGAAUAUUAUGGUCUGGAGGGUUUGCAGCAUGUGACUGAUGCAGAGCUGAGAGAUGCAGGAGUUGAAGAUCCAACCCACAGAGAACGGAUCCUGAACCAACUGUCCACAGACAGACGGAAAAUGGAGCCGCAGACGGGAGUGCGACUCCGAGAGCGUAGGGUGAGCAGGAAGUACUCGCUGGGAUCAUCACUGGACCUGGUGAAGCCUGGAAAGGACAUGUUUCGUCAGAGUGUUUUGCCCCGCCUCCAGCGUGAACACAACAAACAGCGUCUGUCUGCCUCCUGCUCUCAGCUGCGCCCCCUGGAGGACGACAGAAGUCAGGACAACAAACGCAGUAAGAGGAGGAGUGUCACUGCAUAUCUCAGCCAGCUCAAGCUCUUUGGUGGUCGACGAGAGAUGGACUUGUUAAAGAAGGAGCUGGAGGAGGAGAUGAAGCUCGGUACGGACGACCCCAGGAGCCACGCCUGGUAUCACGGCCCGCUGCCCAGAGAGGCUGCAGAGACUCUGUUUGAAAGAGACGGAGAUUUCCUGGUGCGAGACUCCAGCUCUUCCUCCGGUGACUACGUUUUGAGCUGCUAUUGGAUGAAUGGACCCAUGCAUUUUAAGAUUAUACGGGUGGUUCUACGACCCAAGAAGGGCUACACUCGGGAACUGUUCCAGUUUGAGGAGGAUCGCUUUGACAACGUCCCUGCUCUGAUACGGUACUACGUGGGAGGGCGUCGGCCCAUAUCGCAGGCGUCCGGCGCGGUGAUCUUUCACCCAAUCACACGGACUCUUCCUCUCCGCGUCAUCGCGGAGCAGCACGCAGGCAGCAGUAAAGCAGGAGGGGAGAAAAACGGAGCUCCAAACAAGAGGCGGAGUUUGUGCUCCACACACACUGACUCACUGCUGUGUGUUAACCCACUGCUCAGAAGCGGCAGCCAGCCUGCCAACAUGGAGCACGUGGGGCGAGGACCCCCCCUUCAGUCGGCACAGUCUGACAGCAACCUGAGAACCGCCACAGACUGGGCUCCUAGAUCACAGGGAGGAAGCAUGGGUCGAGGUCGACUCAUCAGCCAAUACGCAGAGGGGGGGGGGACGGGGGAGACGGGGGAGGACUGGCAGUUUCAAAGGCCACAUGUGGAGUCAGGGUCCUGUUUCCAGUUGGACCAGUUUGAGUCACUGCUUUUACCAGAGAACAACAGACCUCUGGAUCCCAGCAUCCUGCUGGCCCUCAAGGAGCUCUUUAACCGCUCGGAUGCCAACACUACAGCUCUGCACGUGCUCAGUGUGGACUGCCAGGUUGCACGUGUGGUGGGUGUGUCAGAAGAGCAGAAGAGGCUCAUGGGAGUUGGGUCAGGACUGGAGCUUGUCACGUUGCCACAUGGACACCAACUACGACAAGAUUUGUUAGAAAGGCAUCAUCUACUAGCACUGGGAGUGGCAGUGGACGUCCUGGGCUGCACGGGAACUGUGAGCCAAAGAGCAACUGUUUUACAUAAAUUCAUCUUAUUGGCUCAGGCCCUGAAAGACCACGCCCACGACCUUUACUCCUUCUCAGCCGUCAUGAAGGCUCUGGACAUGUCUCAGGUGGUGCGGCUGCAGAUGACGUGGCGAGCGCUGAGGAGGAACCACACCGAGAGUGCCGUUUUAUAUGAGAAGAAGCUGAAGCCCUUCAUGAACUCGCUGAACGAGGGCGACGAGUCGGUGGUCCAGGGCCCGGUCGCCGUGCCACAUCUGAUCCCUCUGCUGAUGCUGAUGGAGGGCGAGGACCCAGUGGAGAACAGCGACAGGGGCUGUCAGCUUCUCUACGACCUCCUCCAAUCAGCUCGCAGCAUCGCAGUGCACGCCGAAGACUACCAGAGCCACGCCCACAGUCUGCUGUCAGGAGGCUGGGAGCCCGUCCCCGAGCUGCUGGAGGCCUGCAGGACGGAGUUCGCUCUGCGGCUGCUCUGGGGUCACGCCGGCGCCACGGCCAGCAGAAACGAGCGCUACGAGAAGUUUGACAAGAUCCUUUGUGUCCUCUCCGAUAAACUGGAACCCGUGGAGGUCACACCGCACGAGAACGACCUUUUGACCUGAUGUUUUUGGUUUGCUAACUGUCGUAGAAAACACAGAUUUGACCCUGGAUAAAAAAAAAGAUGUUUUCUUCCUUUCUUUGGUCAGAGGAUGUGAACGUUUACUGUGUGCAGACGUUGACUGUUGAAUUUCUGAUGUUGUAAAUAUUCUCUUCGUGUUAAUGAGAAAGUGCUUUUUGUUUUUCAAGAAAUAAUAAAUUUAUAUUUUCAUCUCAG
Molecule: messenger RNA, 2345 nt
Organism: Cynoglossus semilaevis (tongue sole)
Lineage: Eukaryota; Metazoa; Chordata; Actinopteri; Pleuronectiformes; Cynoglossidae
Gene: sh2d3a
Product: SH2 domain containing 3A
Exons: 17
Coding region: 1-2133 (710 amino acids)
Biological process (GO): small GTPase-mediated signal transduction; positive regulation of peptidyl-serine phosphorylation
Molecular function (GO): phosphotyrosine residue binding; guanyl-nucleotide exchange factor activity
Source: RefSeq, a predicted model, not a curated record